CCGGGCCUCGCCGGAGAAAGCGACGGAGAAGCGCGAAGAGCGGGGGUGGAAGAAAGGGCAGCCCAGUAAAAAUGGAGAAGCUCUUCACUAUAAAAGGGCCCCCCCGCCGAUGCCCAUAUCAUCUGGAACUUAACCAUUCCCUCCCCCUUCUUCUCAAAUCAAUAAAUAAGGAAAAACACAAUCAUUGGAUAGGUUGAGCUCCGCCACUGGCAGCGGUGGUGGGCAGGAUAUUAUAAUCACCGCAGGAGGAGGAGAAGGAGGAGGAGGAGGAGCCACCUGCCCGGCCAGCCGCCCGAUCACCGGAUUCCGCCGCGCCAUGAUGAGGAAGUCCUUGCUGGCGGCCGCCGCCACAGCGCUGCUCUGCCUCUCUCUGGCGAACGCCGAGGACCCCUACGUGUUCUACGAGUGGAAGGUGACCUAUGGGACCCUCUCCCCGUUGGGCAUCCCCCAGCAAGUGAUUCUCAUCAACGGCCAAUUCCCCGGUCCCAGAAUCAACUGCACGUCGAACAACAACAUCGUCGUCAACGUCUUCAACCAACUCGACGAGCCGUUUCUGCUCACCUGGAAUGGUAUCCAGCAGAGGAAAAAUUCGUGGGUCGAUGGAACCCCCGGCACCAUGUGCCCCAUCCUGCCGGGAUCCAACUUCACCUACAAGUUCCAGGUGAAGGACCAGAUUGGCAGCUAUUACUAUUUCCCGACGACGGCCAUGCACCGGGCGGCCGGCGGCGUUGGCCCCAUCAGCGUUCACAGCCGUGCUCUCAUCCCCGUCCCCUUCGACACACCGGCCGAUGAUUUCUCCGUCUUGGUCGGCGAUUGGUACCUGAAGGGCCACAAAGCCCUCGCAGGUUUGUUGAACGGACCCAACCCGCUUGGGCUCCCGGACGGGAUUCAGAUCAACGGCAAGUCGGGCAAGGUUGGGGAGAAGAUGGAGCCGUUGUUCACCAUGGAAGCCGGGAAGACUUACAGGUACAGAUUUUGCAAUAUUGGGAUGAGGACUUCCAUUAACGUCCGGUUCCAAGGUCAUGCGAUGAAGGUGGUGGAGAUCGAGGGUUCCCACACCGUUCAGAACGUCUAUGACUCUCUCGAUGUUCACGUCGGCCAGUGCUUGUCCGUGUUGGUCACCGCCAACCAGAACCCGAAAGACUAUUACCUGGUGGCGUCGAGCCGGUUCUCCAAGAAAGAGUUGAUGACCGUCGGCAUUGUUCGCUACGCCAACGGGAAGGGGCCGGUGUCUCUGGAUCUGCCAUCACCGCCACCGAAGAGCGCUGCCGGCAUCGCCUGGUCGCUCAACCAGUUUCGCAGCUUCCGGUGGAACCUGACCGCCAGCGCCGCCCGGCCCAACCCCCAGGGAUCCUACCACUACGGCGACAUCAAGAUCACCCGCACCAUCAAGCUCAUCAACCGGAUGGCCAACAAGGACGGCAAGCUUGUCUACACCGUCAACGGCGUCUCCCACGUCCCCACUGCCACUCCGCUCAAGCUCGCCGAGUACUUCGGCGUCGCCGACAAGGUCUUCAAGUACGACAUCAUCAAGGACAGCCCCGAUGAGGCUGAACCCGCGAAGGUGAUCCUGCAACCGAACGUGUUGAACGCGACCUUCCGGAACUUCGUAGAGAUCAUCUUCGAGAACCACGAGAAGUCGAUCCAGACAUGGCACCUGGACGGCCACUCGUUCUUCGCGGUGGCGAUCGAGCCGGGGAGCUGGACGCCGGAGAAGAGGAAGAACUACAACCUGGUGGACGCGGUGAGCAGGCACACGAUCCAGGUUUACCAUAACUCGUGGGCGGCGAUCUUGACGACGCUAGACAACGCCGGAAUGUGGAACCUGAGAUCAGAGAUGAGGGAGAGAGCGAGCAGAGGGCAGCAGCUGUACAUCAGCGUGCUGUCGCCGGAGAGAUCUCUCAGAGACGAAUACAACAUUCCGGACAACGCCGAGCUCUGCGGCAUCGUGAAGGGGUUGCCAGAGCCGACGCCAUACACCAUCUAAUUAAGCUGAACUUGCCUUGCAUCUCCACGCCUCGAUCGAUCCUUCUUUCCGUUAAUGUCUUCUCUUUAUAUAAAAUUAAAGAAGAACAAUUUGAAAGUAUGAGAGAGAGAGAGAGAGGGUAGCGGGGAUGAUGAUCGGAGCACGGCCGAUGAAGCAAGUCUCAGAUCACUACCUCUGUUCCAAGAUAUUUAUUCAAUCUAUCUCAAUUGUGUUUUCGAACAAAUUUCUCUUCU
This is a messenger RNA of Diospyros lotus (date-plum), 2220 nucleotides long. RefSeq names its product L-ascorbate oxidase homolog. The transcript has 2 exons. Lineage: Eukaryota; Viridiplantae; Streptophyta; Magnoliopsida; Ericales; Ebenaceae. The record is from RefSeq and is a predicted model, not a curated record. Gene Ontology annotation, molecular function: oxidoreductase activity; copper ion binding. Bases 317 to 1987 code for a protein of 556 amino acids.